This is a messenger RNA of Ipomoea triloba (trilobed morning glory), 1617 nucleotides long. Its product is annotated as D-inositol 3-phosphate glycosyltransferase. Lineage: Eukaryota; Viridiplantae; Streptophyta; Magnoliopsida; Solanales; Convolvulaceae. The transcript has a single exon. The coding region runs from base 20 to 1474 and encodes 484 amino acids. Gene Ontology annotation, molecular function: glycosyltransferase activity. The record is from RefSeq and is a predicted model, not a curated record.
UUUUGUGACAAACAAUACAAUGGCCUUUAACAAUGCAAAGCCCGCCAAGAAACCGCUUCUCUCUUUACAUUCCGGCCUUUCCACCACCCUUUUCUUCGUCGUCCUUUUCACCGUCCCGGCGCUUUUCCUCCUCCACACCCCCACCAUCUCCCUAUGCACCGGCAGCUCCUCUUCCAAAACCCCGCCUUGGUCCGGCGAUCUCCGCCGCGUUGAGUUCUCUUGGAACCGCCUAGAAUUCUCCGGCGGGAAACCCCCGUUGAAGGCGCUCAAGAUCGCGGUUUUCUCUAGGAAAUGGCCGACCAGUGCCACGCCGGGCGGCAUGGAGCGUCACGCUCACACGCUGCAUACGGCGCUCGCCCGCCGCGGCCACGAGGUGCACGUCUUCACUUCUCCCCCGCCGGAACCCGCCGCGCCGGGAGAGAACGGCGGCCCUGCUCCGGUGAUUCACUGGCACGACGGGGAACCGGGGCGGUGGCGCUACAACAAAGCGUGGGAACAGUUCGAAGCCGAGAACCGGAAAUCCGCGUUCGACGUAAUCCACUCGGAGAGCGUGGCGUUGCCCCACCACCUAGCCCGCGGCAUCCCCAAUCUCGCCGUGUCGUGGCACGGAAUCGCCUUAGAGAGCGUCCAAUCCGCCAUUUUCCAAGACUUAACCCGCCGCCAAAACGAACCAAUCUCCCCUGCUUUUAACCGCUCCCUCCAAACCAUGAUCCCCAAAGUCCUAACCGAAAUCCGUUUCUUCAACAACUACGCCCACCAUAUAGCCAUCAGCGACAGCUGCGGCGAAAUCCUCCGUGACGUGUACCAAAUCCCGACCAAACGAGUCCACGUCAUCGUCAACGGAGUCAACGAGCACGAUUUCCGUUACGAUCCAACGCUAUCCAGCGAAUUCCGCUCCAAGAUCGGACUCCCAAAAGAUCCCCAUUUAGUCCUCGGAAUCGCCGGGAGACUAGUCAAAGACAAAGGCCACCCCAUCCUUUACGAAGCCUUCUCCAAACUAAUCCAAAAACACCCCAACAUAUACCUCGUCGUCGCAGGUUCAGGGCCGUGGGAACAGAGAUACAAAGAAUUGGAACCGCAGGUGGUCGUGCUAGGCUCAAUGCACCCAUCGGAGCUCCGCGCAUUCUACAACGGAAUCGAUAUCUUCGUGAACCCCACGCUCCGGCCACAGGGGCUCGAUCUUACGCUAAUGGAGGCCAUGAUGAGCGGAAAACCGGUAAUGGCGUCGAGGUUUCCUAGCAUCAAAGGUACAAUCGUGGUUGAAGAUGAGUUUGGGUUCAUGUUUUCUCCGAAUGUGGAGUCGUUGGUUGAGGCGCUGGAAACGGCGGUGGCUGAAGGUCCGGCGAGGCUAGCGAGGAGAGGAAAGGCGUGCAAGGAAUAUGCAGCUUCCAUGUUCACUGCGACUAAAAUGGCUUUGGCUUAUGAGAGAUUGUUUAUUUGUAUCAAGAAUGAGACAUUUUGUAACUAUCCUUAGAUAAUUCUUUCUUUAUAUUCUUUUCAUUUUCCUUUGAUUUCAAUGAUGGAUCGGAAUUGCAUAAUCAGUAACAAUUUAGGGGUCAAACUUAAGAUUUUUUUUCUUGUAAUUAUUAGUAAAAUUGAGUUUGGUGAUGUGUGUCA